ACUAGUUAUAGACCAAAACGCAGCGUCUGUUCAUAGGGCAGCGUUUGGAUUUUGGAUCCACCAUCAAAUUUCAGUUGAGGGACGCUUUAACUUCCCAGCUCUAGGGUUCCUCCAAUUUUACCUCCCUUGCUCAGCUUCUUCCCCCUUCGCGUCCUUCGCUCCUCCACCUCGCCACGCCAAUACGCCGUCGUUUAUCGCAACUCAGCUUCUUCUCUCUUCUUACCUUUCUCUUAAUCGGAGAAAAGGGGUUUCGUUGGAUAUGGAUAGUCAUGAACAGUUGAACGAGGAAAUGGAGAUGGAUAUGGAGAUGGAUUCGGGUUCCGAAGGUGAAAAGAGCAGAGCUAGUAACUAUGUAAGUGGCUCUUUGGAAGAUGAGAAGCCGUCAUGUCAAGCUGAGGAUUCUGCUGAGCCUGCCGCCGCCAUGUGCGGUGCCCCUACCUUGCAAGUGGGUUUUGAAGUAACCAACACUGUCGUGAUCUCCGAGGAAGUUAAAGGAGCGAAUGGCGAGAAUGGCAGCCUCUCGUCUUCUUUGAAGGGCGAAGGGAGUCCCACCAGAAACUGUGUGUUGGAUGGAAGAUCUAUUUUAGGUGCUAAACGAGCCCGGAUUGCUGUUGAUGAACAUCAACCAUCAGUUCAUUUCGUAUAUAAUUCCCUAACAAGAGCUAGUAGACAGAAGCUUGAAGAGCUACUACAGCAGUGGUCAGAGUGGCAUGCUAAACAUGUUUCUUCAUCCAAUGAUCCUAGCGAUGUGUUGGAAUCUGGCGAGGAGACAUUUUUUCCUGCUCUAAACGUUGGCCUUGAAAAGACCUCGGCUGUGUCAUUCUGGAUGGAUAAACAGACAAGAAAUGAUAAGAAUAAAGAUUUUGUACCUGUAGAUGAUAAUUCUGUACCUCUAUAUGAUCGUGGAUAUGCUUUGGGAUUGACUUCAGCUGAUGGUUCAAGUAACUUGGAUGGUGGUUUGGAGAUUGUGGAUGAUGCUGCCCGGUGUUUCAACUGUGGUUCCUACAGCCAUUCCUUGAGAGAUUGUACGAGGCCUCGUGACAGUGCUGCUGUCAAUAUUGCUCGCAAGCAGCACAAGACCCGUCGAAACCAGAAUGCGAGUUCUCGAAAUCCAACUCGAUAUUAUCAGGAUUCUCCAACUGGAAAGUAUGCUGGUUUGAGGCCAGGUGCUCUUGAUGAUGUAACACGUCAACUCUUGGGCUUGGGGGAACUUGAUCCACCCCCUUGGCUUAACAGAAUGCGGGAAUUAGGGUACCCACCUGGAUAUCUUGAUGUGGAUGAUGAGGAUGAACCUUCUGGUAUUACGAUCUACACUGAUAGGGAGAUUGCAGAGCAAGAGGAUGGAGAAAUUGUGGAAGUUGAUUAUUCAAAACCAAAACGAAAGAUGACCAUUGAAUUCCCAGGAAUAAAUGCUCCUAUUCCAAAAAAUGCUGAUGAUAAAUUGUGGGCGGUCGGGCCUGCGCCCUCGGGUUCAGAUACAUCAAAUAGUUCAAGGACACACCACAGAUCAAAUCAUAGCUCAGACUAUGGCAGCAGAGGAUACUUUCGUGAGCAAAGAUCUUCUGGGGAUUUCCGGGAUGAUGGUCCCCCUGGGGACCCAGGAUACGGUUCCUAUACGCAUAGUUUUCAUCCUAGGUAUGGUGGACAUGAUUCUUUGGCAAGGAGUCCUUCAAUGUCGAGGUCCUAUUCAGACGAUAGGAGAAGUCCUUUGCAUGAAGAAGAACCCCCCAGGCCUUUUUCCUUUCAUUCUCUUCAUUACUCAAGUUCAGAGAGGCUUUCUUCGUCCUUUGACCGAGAUUUUGGUAGAUUUGGAAGCUCAACCUCUGGAAGCCUACCCGACAGAGAUUACGAUCGAACAUCUCGAAUGCACUCAGAUGAUCGUUACUCUCGUAGUUGGAGAUGAAAUUAAAUUAUGUAUCCAAAAAACAAAAGAAAAAUACAAGGUUAGGGAAUGUACAAAGUGCUAGGGAAGUUGGCAUAUAUUUAGCCGUUUCUGGUAGCUUUUUGUAUGCAUACUCCUUUUGUUAUUAGGUUUCCGACCUCAACUAUUUUGUAACUCUGGUUUGCUUGCAGAAAGGAUUGUAAAAUAAUCUACUGUUGGCUCAUUUAUAUAUAUAAAUCAUUGUCUAAGUUUUUAAAA
Messenger RNA from Arachis duranensis, 2140 nucleotides. RefSeq lists its product as uncharacterized. The record is from RefSeq and is a predicted model, not a curated record. Gene Ontology annotation, cellular component: catalytic step 2 spliceosome. The transcript has 9 exons. Gene Ontology annotation, molecular function: zinc ion binding; RNA binding. NCBI's taxonomy places the organism in Eukaryota, Viridiplantae, Streptophyta, Magnoliopsida, Fabales, Fabaceae. Bases 260 to 1903 code for a protein of 547 amino acids.